This is a messenger RNA of Priceomyces carsonii, 2223 nucleotides long. RefSeq names its product putative tRNA 4-demethylwyosine synthase. Gene Ontology annotation, molecular function: 4 iron, 4 sulfur cluster binding; catalytic activity; FMN binding. The coding region runs from base 1 to 2223 and encodes 740 amino acids. Gene Ontology annotation, biological process: wybutosine biosynthetic process. Lineage: Eukaryota; Fungi; Ascomycota; Pichiomycetes; Serinales; Debaryomycetaceae. The transcript has a single exon. The record is from RefSeq and is a predicted model, not a curated record.
AUGUCUAUGAGCAUAGCAAUAGCGGUUUUAGCGAUAGCUCUAUAUUUGAUCAGUGGGGGUAGAUGGACAUUUGCUUUGAGCCUUUUUGUUUUCCUAUUUGUUCAUUCUCGUAGGCUCAAACAUAAAUAUCAUUUGGAGUCACAGAAUGAAAUAACAAGGAGAAUAGAUGGUCUGAAUUCGCCAAUAUAUGCUGUUGAUUUCACGACUUCAGGGCCCGCAUCAAAAACUCUACUGAAUAAUAAGGGGCGCGUGAAAGGGACUCAAGGAAGAAGGGUACCAAAAAUAAUCCGAGCAUCGAAACCUAUCAACAAGCAGACAGAUAAGAGAGAGCCAGUUCUAACGCAAUCCUCGGUGAAACUCUUGGAAGCUCAAGUAUUUAUCUUCUAUACAACAUUAACCGGUUCUUCUGAAAGAGUUGCUAAGGGUCUAUAUGAAAAACUUGAAAACAUAGAUGAUUUAAAACUUAAACCGAAAUUACUAAGUCUUGAUGAGGAUGUUGAUGAUCUCGAAGAAUACUUUUUGAAGACACCUGGAGAUAGUGGAAAAAACAUAUAUUUAUUAGUUUUACCAUCUUAUGAGACUGACUCACCAAUUGACUAUUUCUUGGAACACUUAAGAGAAACCCACAAUGAUUUUAGGGUUGAUAAGUACCCUUUGAGCAAAUUAUUGGGGUUUGCCGUUUUGGGUUUAGGAGAUUCAGAGUCUUGGGGUGGAGAUAAGUUUUGUUAUCAAGCGAAACUAGCGGAUAAGUUUUUGGCAAAACUUGGUGGUAGAAGACUUUAUCCUUUGGGAAAUGUUUGUAUGAAAUUCGAAGGAGAGCCAAAAUCGAAUGAGUGGAUUCAAAAUUUCGCAGCCCUAAUGGUGGACAAUGAACCGUUUUAUAUCACACAAAAUGAGGAGUUUGAGGAUAGUGACUAUGAAGAAGAUGAUGGAAGCGAUGGUAGUGACACCCUUGUUGAUGUCGAGGACAUUGGAAGUGUGAUAAGGAAAUCAGCGUCUGACGAAUUAACAAAUCUCACGAAGCAAAUGGUCGCUGAAAAUUCUCCUACAUUCAAAUCAUUAACCAAGCAGGGAUACACGAUUGUAGGAUCUCACUCAGGAGUUAAAAUUUGCAGAUGGACAAAAAGUGCCUUGAGAGGAAGAGGCUCUUGUUACAAAUUUGCUUUCUAUGGAAUUAGAUCUCAUUUAUGCAUGGAGACGACACCGUCUUUAGCGUGCUCUAAUAAGUGUGUCUUUUGUUGGAGGCACGGUACAAACCCAGUUGCUAAAUCAAAUUGGAGGUGGGAAUUAGAUCCACCUGAAAAAGUUAUAGAAGGCGCUUUGAGGGGCCAUUAUCAAAAAAUCAAACAAAUGAGAGGAGUCCCAGGUAUCCAACUUGAGAGAUUUCAGGAAGCUUUUGAAGUCAAGCAUUGCGCUUUAUCUUUAGUUGGAGAGCCAAUAUUUUACCCUCACAUUAAUGAAUUAGUCCAAAUGUUACAUGACAGACAAAUAUCAUCAUUUUUGGUUUGUAACGCGCAGCAUCCCGAGCAAUUGAGAAGAUUGCAAAGAGUGACACAGCUUUACGUAAGUAUUGAUGCGCCCACGAAAGUGGACUUAAAAAAGAUCGAUAGACCUUUGAACGGUGAUUUUUGGGAGAGAUUGACGUCAUGCUUGGAUAUAUUAAGGACAGUUCAAAAACACCAGAGAACGGUUUUUAGAUUGACUUUAGUAAAAGGAUUCAAUAUGGGAGAUGUGGGGGGAUAUGCUGACAUGGUAGUACGUGCACAGCCGUCCCAGAUUGAAGUCAAAGGUGCAACUUUUUGCGGUUCUUCGUCAGGAAACGGAAACCCCCUUACCAUGCAAAAUAUCCCAUUUUAUGAAGAGUGUAAGCAAUUUGUUCUCAAUCUUACUCAUGAAUUGAAAUCAAGAGGGUUCCAUUAUGAUAUUGCUGCAGAACAUGCUCAUUCAUGUUGCAUACUAAUCGCUCAUGAAAAAUUCAAAAUUGAUGGGAAAUGGUUUACUCAUAUUGAUUAUCCCAAGUUUUUUGAGCUCCUCAAAAGCGGAAAGGAGUUCAUUGACUUAGACUAUAUAAAAGAAACGCCCGCUUGGGCUGUAUGGGGUUCUAAUGAAGCUGGCUUCAAUCCUGAAGAUGUUAAAUACGAUAGGAAAGCCGAAAAGUUGAAGAAAAGACAACAGAGAGAAGAGCAGCUUCAAAUUAUUGCUGAACACAAAGAAGUGCUUUAA